AUGAGUAGUCUAGUGAAACAUAUCAAAAAGAUUGAUUUUUUUGGUGCUCCUUUAGUGUAACAUAUCGAUAAGGAAUAGUCCAUUUAUAAAAGUAUAUUAGGAGGAAUUAUUACAUUUUUAAUUUGUUCUGUAAGCCUAUUUUACACAGUUUGGGUCAUAUAUUUAUGGCAUACAAAUCAAUUUAGCCCUAAAAUAUCAAGUUCAGUAUAUGUAUCAAACUUUUCAUUGUUGGACUUUAACUACGACUUAAUCAAACUAUGUUUUUAUAAAUAUGAUGAGAAUAUGAUAGACCCAUUUGAAACUAAAGUUCUUCUGCCAUUAAUCACUUAUACUGAAAAUUAUACAUACACUGAAACUAAACUGUUAAGUUUAUCGAAUGAAACCUCUUAUUAUGGAAAUAAAUUUAUAAUUCCUUAAAUAAGAUUAGGAUUCACCAAUUUCAAUAAUAUUUUAAUUACAACAUCUGAAACGUACAUCUAAAUCGUAAGAUGUACACCAGAGCUCUUAGUAGAAGGAGAACAAUGUGCAUCUGAAGAAAUCAGCAAUAAGUUUUUUAGUUAAGCUUAGAACAUAAUCAUAAUGUAGAUCAAAUACAAACAAAUAAAUUCAUAAGAUGGUUCAAUAGAAUCAAGUAUUUAAGAAUUCUUUGUGUCAAUAGAAUAACUGAAUUGUUAUACUUUAAAUACAUUUCUUCAAAGUAGCUUUUAUGAAGUAAAAGAUUCAAUUCUUUUUGGAUCACCUAAGCAAUUAGAGUAUGUAAAUGGAGCUUUGAUCUAACCAUAAACUAAUACAAUAUAAUAUUGUAAAUAAGCUUUUGGUGUUGAAACUUAUGCUUCUCUUUAUGUGGUUAUGAAAGGAAACCAGAUUAAAACCAUUCUAGAGUAUCCUAAUGCAGGCGAUUUGUUAGCUAAUAUUGGUUCAAUUGUUUCACUUUUAUUUAUGUUUAGNGAUCUAAUAUGA
Molecule: messenger RNA, 960 nt
Organism: Paramecium sonneborni
Lineage: Eukaryota; Ciliophora; Oligohymenophorea; Peniculida; Parameciidae
Source: the annotation of a GenBank genome assembly